CUCUCCAUCAUCUUCCCGCUUCGUCUGAACUCGCGGUGUGUGCUGUCUGUAGGAAGUCCUCCGCGGAGUCUCGACCUCUCCUCCUCCUCCGUCGCCGCCGCCGCUUAUCUACUGCGAAGCAAAAUGCCUGGAUUAGCCACUGAAGUUGGGAAUGUGCACAGCAUAACAGAUGAAUCCAGUGGAAAUAAUUCAUCUUACAAGGAAAGCUACACCCAGUUGAGGUCUCCAAGAAGUCCACUAAGUCCGCACAGUCCUCGAAGUGAUUCCAUUGAUCUUUUUAUCAAUCGUGUGGUAGAUACCUCCAUCGAGCAGUUAUAUAACAAUGUGUUUGAGAUGCAGAGCUCCGAUCAAUCUCCCUCCAGGUCUAGUAUUCUCUCAUAUGGUGAGGAAUCCAGACUUGAUUCAGAGUUGGGCCAUCUUGUCGGAGACUUUGGUGUAAUGGAGAUGACAACGGAUGUGGUGCCAGAGAGAAGACUAGAGGAUAAAGAUUGUGACCACUAUCCAAUUGAAGGCAUUGAUCUAACCGUUGAGAAGAUCGAAAUGAGAGGUAGAUACCAAUCUGCAGUUAAAGAGGAGCAAUCAUCGGAAGCAAGUUCUAUGCGCAAAGUGCCCCGCGAGAGACCUCCUGCUGGCAAAAAGAAUGAAAAGCGUGCAAAAAGGAAAAAUCUUAGGAGAAAACAGAGAUAUCUUGGUUUACUUGGGGAAAAGUAUAGCAGUAUAGAAAAUAUUCUUGAUGUGGGACUUGAUGAUGCAGACGUUGGACCCUAUUUACUCAAAAGAAUGAGAGAUAUGAUUGCUAGUGGGGCUAAUCCCCAGAGAGCUCUUGAAUUGGCUCUUCGAGCUGUGAGCUCAUAUGAGCAACGAGUCAAUGAAAAACCUAGUUUAGGGUUGGUUAUGUGUUUGCAUGUUUUGGCUGCAAUAUACUGUGACUUAGGUCAGUAUAGUGAAGCAAUUCCAGUUCUUGAGCGCUCAAUUGGAAUUCCAGCUUUCGAGGAUGGUGAAAACCAUGCGGUUGCUAAAUUUGCUGGCUGCAUGCAGUUAGGUGAUACAUAUGCAAUGAUCGGUCAGAUGGAGAACUCGUUACUGUUAUAUAUGGCUGGUUUGGAGAUCCAAAAGCAAGUUUUGGGAGAGACAGACCCCAGAGUUGGCGAGACAUGCCGUUAUAUGGCCGAGGCUUAUGUCCAGGCAUUGCAAUUUGAUGACGCUGAGAAGCUUUGCCAAAUGGCUCUGGACAUUCACAAGGGAAAAGGUUCUACUGCUUUCCUUGCAGAAGCGGCUGAUAGGAGACUAAUGGGACUUAUCUGUGACUCAAAAGGUGAACAUGAGUCUGCACUGGAGCAUUAUGUUUUAGCAAGCAUGGCCAUGGCAUCGCAUGGACAAGAAUUGGAUGUGGCUUCAAUAGACUGCAGUAUCGGAGAUGCAUACCUAUCACUUGCUAAGUAUGAUGAGGCUGUUUUUGCAUACCAGAAAGCAAUUAAAGUCUUCAAGUCGACCAAAGGCGAGAAUCAUCCGAAAGUUGCUUCAAUUUACGUGCGUUUGGCGAACUUGUACCACAAGAUUGGGAAGUUCAAGGAAUCCAAAUCCUACUGUAAGAAUGCACUUCAUAUUUACAGAAGGCCUAAUCCGAUGAUCCCAUCUGAAGAGAUUGCUGGUGGCUUCAUUGACCUUUCUGCCAUCUAUGAGUCUAUGAAUGAGUUGGAACUGGCACUCACAUUGCUUAAGAAGGCUUUGAAGAUACAUGCUGAUGCCCCUGGCCAGCAACACAUGGUUGCAGGAGUCGAGGCACAGAUUGGAGUUAUUUAUUAUAUGAUGGGAAAAUAUUCUGAUUCUUACACCUCCUUAAAUUCUGCUGUUUCGAAAUUCCGGGUCAGUGCAGAGAAAAAAUCCCCCUUGUUUGGAAUUGCUCUAAACCAAAUGGGUCUAGCCUGUGUGCAAUGUUUGGCAAUAAACGAGGCUGCAGACCUCUUUGAAGAAGCAAGAAGUAUUUUGGAAAAGGAAUAUGGACCAUAUGACCCUGACACAUUAGGUGUCUGCAGCAAUUUGGCUGGCACGUACGACGCAAUGGGCAGGUUGGAUGAUGCAAUUGAAAUUUUGGAGAAUGUUGUCGCCAUUAGACAGGAUAAACUUGGGACAGCAAACUCUGAUGUGGACGCCGAGAAGCAAAGGUUGGCUGAGUUGUUGAAAGAAGCCGGAAGGGAUUGGAGCAGGAAGUCCAGGCCUUUGGGCACUUUACUUGAUAGUUGAUACUAACUCUUGUGUCUUAGAAGAUGGUGGCAUAAAGGUACUGUGAUUUUGACGAUGUACAUUCUUUCAUAGGCAUGAAGCAAAGUUGAGAGAGGAAAUGCAUAGGCUGUCUACUUUCGUUGAAGAGUUUUUAAAGCAAAAUAAAGAGAUAAUAAGAAAGCCACCGCCCUUCUGGAUAUCUAGCUUGGUGUGGGAUAUUGGGCAUGUAUAAGGUUUGAUUUUAUUCAUCAUUUUCAAGGAAUCGUUGAUAUUUACUUGUUAGCAAAUAAAGAAUGGUUAGGAUUUCAUUC
Messenger RNA from Syzygium oleosum, 2534 nucleotides. Its product is annotated as protein KINESIN LIGHT CHAIN-RELATED 2-like. Gene Ontology annotation, molecular function: protein binding. The transcript has 3 exons. NCBI's taxonomy places the organism in Eukaryota, Viridiplantae, Streptophyta, Magnoliopsida, Myrtales, Myrtaceae. The coding region runs from base 124 to 2244 and encodes 706 amino acids. The record is from RefSeq and is a predicted model, not a curated record.